AUGGGCCAUCCACGCGGCAUCGACAUUCUGUUAAUUUCACCACAAGAAGAGCGUAUGCAUCUAUCCGUUCGACUGGAUUACCGCGCAACUAACAAUGAGGCGGGGUAUGAGGCCCUCAUAGCUGGAGCCUUCGAGAUAAACAACGCAAGGCUGAAGCUGUACGCGGAGGCCUUCGAAAAGCUCAAGGUCAACUUCGACGAAGUCAGUCUGCAGAAACUUCCUCGAGCGGAUAACCAGGCGGCGGAUGAAUUGGCUAAACUUGAGGGAACGAGGGUCACUCCUUUCCACUUGGUGUACGGAGGGGAGGCUGUUGUUCCUGUGGAGGUCGAAAUCGAAUCCGAUCGGGUGCAACAGUACGACGCGGAUAACGCCGAGCGGAGGCAACUGGAGCUGGGCUUGAUAGACGAGGCGCGAGCCAAAGCAGCCGUCCGAUUAUUGACGUACCGGCAAAGAAUGAGGCUGAAUUACGACAGACGAGUAGUUCCCAGAGCAUUCCAGGUCGGCGACCUAGUAUGGAAGAAGGUGAGGCCGGUCGGCGACGUAAGCAAGGUGGAGGCUCCCUGGGCAGGGCCCUUCAAGAUCAUCAAGAAGCUCCGAUUAGGCGCCUAUUACCUUGAACAUGAAGACGGACGACAGCUAGAACGACCAUAG
Messenger RNA from Zingiber officinale, 651 nucleotides. RefSeq lists its product as uncharacterized. The transcript is spliced from 3 exons. NCBI's taxonomy places the organism in Eukaryota, Viridiplantae, Streptophyta, Magnoliopsida, Zingiberales, Zingiberaceae. The record is from RefSeq and is a predicted model, not a curated record. Bases 1 to 651 code for a protein of 216 amino acids.